AUCGGCGAGGAGCAGCUGCGGUGCUUCCGGGAGUGCCUGCAGGAGGCGCUGCGCGAGCACUACAAACACCACUGGUUCCCCACGGCGCCGACCAAGGGCUCCGGGUACCGGUGCAUUAGGAUCAACCAUCAGAUGGACCCGCUGAUCGGCAAGGCGGCGGCGAUGAUCGGACUGAGCCACGAGAGACUCUUCCAGCUCUUGCCCAGCGAAUUGACUCUUUGGGUCGACCCUUUCGAGGUGUCCUAUCGGAUAGGCGAGGACGGCUCGAUCUGCGUCCUCUAUGAAAGCCCGCAGCCCGGGGCGAAGGCGAGCAAAGCCCUGGAGAGCAGGAGCAGCUGUAAGAAGUGGAGAACUGGCCGGUCCAGCCCGUCCGAGAGUUACAACAUGAUGACGGUUUCUAGUUAGAAGUUACUGUUCCUUGUACAGUUAUGUAUGUAUCCCAGUUCUGUGAUAAACUUAAUUGUAACUGAGGUCUUGACUCUUUUUUUUAUUUUUUAUUGGUAGCAGCGGUAGCUUUCACCCCGUAUCGUUCGAGUUGUACUGCCAAUCCUGUGUGGCCAAGGGCUAACGUGUAAGCAGUCCUUCAGUCUGCCUGUUACUCGGGAUCAUGUACUGUAAAUGCACUGUACAGCCAGCUGAUUGUUUUACACAUUUAUAUUUUCGAGGAAAUUCUGGUAUUUGUAAUAAAAAGCGACGUUGUAGCACUUCAUGGUGGAUUUUAGUCAAGAUUAACACUUUGUUUGAAAAAAAAAAAAAAACAGAAAAACAAACUCAAUUUGAAAGCAAUAACACAAAGGGGAUUAAAGCGGAAGCAGCGAGCUGCACAUCGAUCUCCACUGACUUGUCUGCACAGACUUUUCUCAGGGUCAUUCAAGUUUGGCUGCAGGGCACAAAUCACAGAAGUAUUUUUUACCUUUUUCAAAGCAUGUGUUUAUUUGGGAGCCGGGUUUCAUCACACCCCGACGUUCUGACAGAAGGGGUUGGGGAAUUUGUCUAUCUUAUUUCUAGUUAGCAAAGUAGAAUAAUAAAGACUUGCUCAAAGUGCUUUCGA
Molecule: messenger RNA, 1051 nt
Organism: Meleagris gallopavo (turkey)
Lineage: Eukaryota; Metazoa; Chordata; Aves; Galliformes; Phasianidae
Product: protein BTG1-like
Biological process (GO): negative regulation of cell population proliferation
Cellular component (GO): cytoplasm; nucleus
Source: RefSeq, a predicted model, not a curated record